UGUCAGUCCACUAACGUGCUUGGCGCCAUCCACAACUCCAUCACGCUCGAGCUUAUGCUCCAGAUCAUCUUCCCCAAUGUUCCGGCCACGGUUCCCCAUUGCCAACACGAGAUCCCAACCACUUCUUCUGUAAAAACUGUAGUUAUCUGUCGGAUUAGCUCCUUCACCGGUUUCUGAAGAUGGGAAGUUCAGAGUUUGAGCAAGCGAAGGCACACUUGCACGUCGACUGUGCUCAGCCACCAGCAAUAACUUGGCAGAGGGAAUUCGAUGAUGAAGGCAAGAAGGUUGCUAUGCUUAGCAUGACCACUGAUAUCUUCACAGUUAUACCAUUGAUUUUUAAAAUGCUUCGAUUACACGUCGAAGGAAUCGCGAAAAACCAAGUUGCCGUCUAUGAUCCGCUCAGGAAAUGGAUGAACAACUGCUACCGCGGGGUACCCCUUGGCGGACUAGGUUCAAGAAGCAUAGGGAGAAGCUACCGAGGGAACUUUCAGCAGUUUCAAAUAUUCCCCAGGUUCUAUGAAGAGAAGCAUGUCCUUGCCAACCAGUUCUCAGCAUUCGUUUCGCAUCCUGGCGGGAAGAGCUACUCGACGGUCUUGAAACUGGUAUGCUGCUAUUUUUGUCAGGCUCGCCUUUUUGAUGCGCAAAAUGAUGAGGGAUAA
This is a messenger RNA of Triticum dicoccoides, 659 nucleotides long. RefSeq lists its product as uncharacterized. The record is from RefSeq and is a predicted model, not a curated record. Gene Ontology annotation, molecular function: beta-glucosidase activity. Bases 180 to 659 code for a protein of 159 amino acids. The transcript is spliced from 7 exons. Lineage: Eukaryota; Viridiplantae; Streptophyta; Magnoliopsida; Poales; Poaceae.